This is a messenger RNA of Parathielavia appendiculata, 1226 nucleotides long. RefSeq names its product ubiquitin-conjugating enzyme. Lineage: Eukaryota; Fungi; Ascomycota; Sordariomycetes; Sordariales; Chaetomiaceae. The transcript is spliced from 5 exons. Gene Ontology annotation, cellular component: HULC complex. Gene Ontology annotation, molecular function: ubiquitin conjugating enzyme activity. Gene Ontology annotation, biological process: protein polyubiquitination; DNA repair; proteasome-mediated ubiquitin-dependent protein catabolic process. The record is from RefSeq and is a predicted model, not a curated record. The coding region runs from base 411 to 866 and encodes 151 amino acids.
GAACCGCAUUCCAUGCUGCCACCUGGGUGGGAACGGGUCUGUAGAGAAGAUGAUGAUCUCAAGAGAACUCGACGGCGGGAGGUCUCACUCGGGGGUAUCCCCUCCAAAUCGACGGGCGACUUCAGUGGCGGGUUUGCUGUUACCGAGAGCAGCCCCGCUCAGCGGUAUUACUCACGCUGAUUGGUUGAAUAUGCCCCGUUAAACAGAUAUCCCCAACUGAGCUUCGUCCCUCGGAAUCCCAUCAUCGCCUUCGACGACAUUCGCCGCUUGCGCCGUGUUUUCUCCGCAUCCUUCUCCUACCGAUUCAGCUCAACUUCGGUUUGUUACGUUACGUUGCCUCAACAAUAACCUGUUUUGCUCUCUCACGUACCUCACCGACGACUACCGCUCUAUAUUGCUCUGUGAUUAAGAUGUCGACCGCCGCUCGCCGCCGUCUCAUGCGAGACUUCAAGCGCAUGCAGACUGAUCCGCCCGCUGGCGUCUCCGCAUCUCCCGUCCCCGAUAAUGUCAUGACCUGGAACGCUGUCAUCAUCGGUCCGGCGGAUACGCCGUUCGAAGACGGGACCUUCAGGCUCGUGAUGCAUUUUGAGGAGCAGUACCCCAACAAGCCGCCAUCCGUCAAGUUCAUCAGCCAAAUGUUCCACCCGAACGUGUACGCCACCGGGGAGCUCUGCCUCGACAUCCUCCAGAACCGCUGGAGUCCGACCUACGAUGUUGCCGCCGUGCUUACCAGUAUCCAGAGCUUACUCAACGACCCUAACACCGGAUCCCCCGCGAACGUCGAGGCGUCGAACCUGUACAAGGACAACCGCAAAGAGUACACAAAGAGGGUGAGGGAGACGGUGGAGAAGAGCUGGGAAGAUUGAAGGCUUGGUGCUCGACCAUCGGUCCAGGUGGGGAAGUCGGCGGGCUUGAUACUUGGUGACACGGCUGCAUGAUUUACCAUGGUAGGGCCAUGUCUAGGGCACGUGAUAUGAGCAUGGAUUCGACCCAACAUAGUCAUUCUCUUGUUCAGGAGUUCUGGCGUUUUGGGCCGCGUUCCUCUAGCAUCUGGAUGCAUGUUAUUCAUAUUGGGCGUUGGAAGUCAGAUAUUCCCCUUGUACAGGAGUUCGGAUUCGAUACUGGGGGGGGAAAGGGGAGUUAGAGUUCAGGCCCGCAUAGUCGUUACAAGUAAGCCUAAGUAGAUCUACUUUUUUUUACCGGUCACAUUAUCCCGUCUGCUCCUG